AUGCACAUCUCUUCAACACAAUGCACAUCUCUUCAACACAAUGCACAUCUCUUCAACACAAUGCACAUCUCUUCAACACAAUGCACAUCUCUUCAACAUAAUGCACAUCUCUUCAACAUAAUGCGCAUCUCUUAUCAAAAUAAAAUUGUUGGUUUCCAUGAGAGGAAAUGUGUGAAUGUUGACAAGUUUCAAACUGGGAAACGAAAUGAACUAUCGAUAACUAUGGAAAGGAAUGAAAGUAAGAGUAAGCACAUGUUGAAUGGUGGAGACAAGCAGGGAGGCUGGUGUCGCUGCUGCAUGUGCUUCAUUCUGACGACAACAACUGUUUAUCUUCAAUGGCACGUUAUCAGUGGAGCAGUGCAACUGAAGAGUGAUUUCAACAAAUCUGGUUAA
Molecule: messenger RNA, 393 nt
Organism: Helobdella robusta
Lineage: Eukaryota; Metazoa; Annelida; Clitellata; Rhynchobdellida; Glossiphoniidae
Exons: 2
Coding region: 1-393 (130 amino acids)
Source: RefSeq, a predicted model, not a curated record